Messenger RNA from Rhinopithecus roxellana (golden snub-nosed monkey), 1507 nucleotides. RefSeq names its product receptor transporter protein 1 (gene RTP1). Bases 49 to 840 code for a protein of 263 amino acids. NCBI's taxonomy places the organism in Eukaryota, Metazoa, Chordata, Mammalia, Primates, Cercopithecidae. Gene Ontology annotation, biological process: protein insertion into membrane; protein targeting to membrane; detection of chemical stimulus involved in sensory perception of bitter taste. Gene Ontology annotation, cellular component: cell surface. Gene Ontology annotation, molecular function: olfactory receptor binding. The record is from RefSeq and is a predicted model, not a curated record. The transcript has 2 exons.
CUGCGGACAAAGGAGGGAGCUGGGUCCUGCUUCCUCCUGGUCUUGUCGAUGAGGAUUUUUAGACCUUGGAGACUGCGCUGCCCUGCCCUGCACCUACCCUCACUCUCCGUGUUCUCACUAAGGUGGAAAUUGCCCUCCCUCACUACUGACAAGACCAUGUGUAAAAGCGUGACCACAGACGAGUGGAAGAAAGUCUUCUAUGAGAAGAUGGAGGAGGCAAAGCCGGCUGACAGCUGGGACCUCAUCAUAGACCCCAACCUCAAGCACAAUGUGCUGAGCCCUGGUUGGAAGCAGUACGUGGAGUUGCAUGCUUCAGGCAGGUUCCACUGUUCCUGGUGCUGGCACACCUGGCAGUCACCCCACUUGGUCAUCCUCUUCCACAUGUUCUUGGACCGCGCCCAGCGGGCGGGCUCGGUGCGCAUGCGCGUCUUCAAGCAGCUGUGCUAUGAGUGCGGCUCGGCGCGGCUGGACGAGUCCAGCAUGCUGGAGGAGAACAUCGAGGGCCUGGUGGACAACCUCAUCACCAGCCUGCGCGAGCAGUGCUACGGCGAGCGCGGCGGCCAGUACCGCAUCCACGUGGCCAGCCGCCAGGACAACCGGCGUCACCGCGGAGAGUUCUGCGAGGCCUGCCAGGAGGGCAUCGUGCACUGGAAGCCCAGCGAGAAGCUGCUGGAGGAGGAGGCGACCACCUACACCUUCUCCCGGGCGCCCAGCCCCACCAAGCCUCAGGACGAGACGGGCUCAGGCUGGAACUUCUGCUCUAUCCCCUGGUGCUUGUUUUGGGCCACGGUCCUGCUGCUGAUCAUCUACCUGCAGUUCUCCUUCCGUAGCUCCGUCUAAGAUUCCCUGGGUGGGCCCAGAGCCUGUCGAGGGUGCCAGUCAGCUGAUGGGAGGGUAGAGGAGAGACCUGGGUUGGGAAUAGUGUCAACUUCUAGUGCUGGUGAUGCCACUGACUCAGUGGGGAUCUUGUACAAAUUAUACAGUUUUUCCACCUAUAAAACUUAGGGUUUGGGCAAGGUCAUUGGUUUAUCAUAGUGAAACCCAGGACCCCAAAGUUCUGCGUAGGUGCCUCAGGGACUUUUGGAUUUGGAAAGUAGGCUAAGCUAGUGGGUGUCUCCAACUCAUGGUCUAACCACCCAUCCUCCAACUCCUGCCUCCUCCUCUUGCUUCGAUCAUAUCAGCUUUACUUUAGAUGGGGUUCCAUUUAAAAUUUUUGUACAAAAAAAAAAAAAAAGGUUUAACUACUUUUAAAAAGUUUGAAAAUUAGAGGACUGGGUGAUCUCAAAAGGGCUUUCCACAGUAAUGAGCUCGACCUUGCUCUUGUUAGUCCCUCACCCCGCACCUCAUGAUCUCCCACAUUCUCUAGCUGCAGCCUUAAAUUAGCUUCUUUGCCCACCCUGUGAACCUCAUCCAUGAUUCUGCCUUCACCAUGCAGCAGAGGUUUCCCUUGAAGUGCGCGAGGUGGGAGAUCAGGCUGUUCCUUCGCUGCUGGGUACACAGGAUCUCU